Messenger RNA from Leptosomus discolor (cuckoo roller), 1024 nucleotides. NCBI's taxonomy places the organism in Eukaryota, Metazoa, Chordata, Aves, Leptosomiformes, Leptosomidae. The record is from RefSeq and is a predicted model, not a curated record.
GACCUGCAGCUGUACCUCUCCAACCUGGCUAACCAGAUCGACCGGGAGACGGGCACGGCGGACGUGCCGCUGGUGAUCCUCCUGGACGACCUCAGCGAGGCGGGCUCCAUCAGCGAGCUCGUCAACGGCGCGCUCACCUGCAAGUACCACAAAUGCCCCUACAUCAUUGGGACCACCAACCAGCCUGUGAAGAUGACCCCAAACCAUGGUCUCCAUCUCAGCUUCAGGAUGCUGACCUUCUCGAACAACGUGGAGCCGGCCAACGGCUUCCUGGUGCGCUACCUGCGGCGGAAGCUGCUGGAGUCGGACACAGACGUCAAUGCCAACAAGGAAGAGCUGCUGCGUGUGCUGGACUGGGUGCCCAAGCUCUGGUACCACUUGCACACCUUCCUGGAGAAACACAGCACCUCUGACUUCCUCAUCGGUCCCUGCUUCUUCCUGUCCUGCCCCAUUGGAAUUGAGGAUUUCCGGACCUGGUUCAUCGACCUGUGGAACAACUCCAUCAUCCCUUACCUGCAGGAGGGGGCAAAAGAUGGGCUCAAGGUCCAUGGGCAGAAGGCAGCCUGGGAGGACCCCGUGGAGUGGGUGCGGGACACCCUGCCCUGGCCGUCAGCGCAGCAGGAUCAGUCCAAGCUCUACCACCUGCCCCCACCCACCAUCGGGCCCCACAGCACCGUUUCCCCUCCUGAGGAGCGCACCGUCAAAGACACGACGCCCAGCUCCCUGGACUCGGACCCUCUGAUGGCCAUGCUGCUGAAGCUCCAGGAAGCCGCCAACUACAUCGAGUCUCCAGACCGUGAGACCAUGGUGGAUCCCGACUUGCAGUCGACUCUGUGAGGCCCGGACAUGCCGGCCCAGGCGGAGGGGAGCCACCGCCAGCCACUGCUCCUGCCAGGCUGCUCUCCUUUCCCUUUGGUAUCCCGGAGCGCAGGGCUGGCAAGCGAGUGGAGAGGACCGGGGCUCUGGCGCAUCCCAGCGGAGCAAGGGGAAUCUCGGCUCAGCCGUGGGAGAGCGCGAGGUGCCG